CUCUCUCUCUCACUCUCAAACACUACAUUUUGAGGUAGUUCAAUAUACUAGAACAUGAUUGUAUCUGUAUACUCCGGUAAUGCAGUUUGAUAAAUUUUGAAGGCGAUUUGAUUUAAUAGGGAAUAUGUCGGAGAAGAUGAGAGUGGCGGUGGUGGGGGGCGGCGUAAGUGGGCUGGUCUCCGCCUAUGUGGUGGCGAAAGGCGGAGUGGAGGUGGUGGUGUACGAGAAGGAAGAUUACUUGGGGGGCCAUGCUAAAACUGUUACUGUUGAUGGCACUUCUCUAGACCUUGGUUUUAUGGUCUUUAAUCGAGUUACAUAUCCAAACAUGAUGGAAUUCUUCGAAACCCUCGGAGUCGAAAUGGAAAUAUCCGACAUGUCAUUCUCGGUGAGCUUAGACAAAGGCCAAGGAUGCGAAUGGGGUAGCCGUACCGGUUUUUCGGGAUUGUUUGCACAAAAAAAGAAUGCAAUUAAUCCUUAUUUUUGGAAAAUGAUCAAAGAAAUCCUCAAAUUUAAGGAUGAUGUCAUUAAUUACGUUGAAGAGCUCGACAACAAUCCGGAUUUCGAUCGAAACGAAACACUAGGCCACUUCAUCCAGUCACGUGGCUAUUCCGAGUUAUUCCAAAAGGCCUAUCUUAUACCGAUUUGCGGUUCGAUAUGGUCGUGUUCUUCGGAAGGAGUAAUGAGUUUCUCUGCGUAUUCCAUACUUUCGUUUUGUCGUAAUCACCACCUUUUGCAGCUCUUUGGUCGUCCACAAUGGCUUACCGUGAGGUGGCGCUCACAAGAUUACGUCCAUAGGGUUACGGAAUUUCUCGAAAGUCGAGGGUGUCAAAUAAGAACCAAUUCCGAAGUAUGUUCUGUUUCAGCAGACGAUGACGGUUGUACUAUAAGUUGUAAGGAUGGUUCAGAGGAUAAAUACGACGCGUGCAUAAUUGGUGCACAUGCACCAGAUGCUCUGAAGAUGCUAGGGCAGCAUGCAACGUACGACGAAUCUAGAAUACUCGGUGCAUUUCAAUAUGCCUAUAGUGAUAUUUUCCUUCACCGCGACAAAAAAUUAAUGCCGAAAAAUACGGCAGCUUGGAGCGCGUGGAAUUUUCUCGGAACCAUCAAUAAUAAAGUUUGUGUGACAUAUUGGCUCAAUAUACUCCAGAAUAUCAGCCAAACAGGGCCUCCAUUUCUAAUAACACUUAAUCCACCUUCGACACCGGAAAAUACACUGCUUAAAUGGUCAACUGGUCAUCCAAUUCCAUCGGUUGCUGCAAAUAAAGCUUCGUCUGAAUUAAAUCUAAUCCAAGGAAAAAGAAGAAUAUGGUUCGCCGGAGCAUAUCAAGGCUACGGAUUUCAUGAGGACGGAGUAAAGGCCGGUAUAGUGGCUGCAAAUGGCUUGCUUGGAAAGAGUUGUACACUUAGGUACAACCCGAAACAUAUGGUACCGUCGUGGCUUGAAACCGGAGCCCGUCUUCUCGUCACUAGGUUUCUUCAAAGUCUUAUAUCUAUCGGAACUCUAAUAUUAUUGGAAGAUGGAGGUACAAUGUUCACAUUCGAAGGCACGAAAAAGAAGAGCUUCUUAAAAGUCUCGUUGCGAAUUCAUACUCCACAGUUUUAUUGGAAGGUUGCUACUGAAGCAGAUUUAGGGUUAGCUGACGCGUAUAUAAACGGGGAUUUCUCUUUCGUUGAUAAGAAUGAAGGCAUGCUCAAUCUUUUCAUGAUAUUUGUUGCGAAUAGAGAAUUAAGUACUUCUAAUUCAAAACUAAACAACAAAAGGGGUUGGUGGACGCCGUUGCUAUUAACUUCGGCGAUAUCGUCUGCGAAAUAUUUCUAUAACCAUGUGUCGAGACAGAAUUCAUUAACGCAAGCACGACGUAACAUUUCAAGACAUUACGACCUCAGCAAUGAACUAUUUGCUCUGUUCUUGGAUGAGACAAUGAUGUACUCUUGUGCAAUAUUUAAGACUCAAGACGAAGACAUGAAAAUCGCUCAGCUCCGGAAAGUUUCGCUUCUUAUCGAAAAGGGGAAAAUCAGAAAAAACGAUCACAUUUUAGAGAUAGGAUGCGGUUGGGGGACUUUAGCUAUCGAAGCGGUUAAACGAACCGGAUGUAAAUAUACCGGCAUCACCCUAUCGGAACAGCAGUUGGAAUAUGCUGAACUCAAAGUUAAAGAAGCUGGCCUUCAGGAUCAAAUAAAGUUUCUUCUAUGCGACUAUCGCCAGUUGCCCAAAACCGAGAAAUAUAACAGGAUCAUAUCAUGUGAGAUGUUAGAAGCUGUAGGUCAUGAAUAUAUGGAAGAAUUCUUCGGUUGCUGCGAAUCUGCAUUAGCAGAAGACGGUCUUUUUGUUCUUCAGUUUAUAUCGAUACCAGACGAGAGGUACACUGAAUACAGGCGUAGCUCGGAUUUCAUUAAAGAGUAUAUAUUCCCCGGUGGAUGCUUGCCUUCACUUAGCCGAGUGACAUCAGCAAUGGCUGCUGCUUCUAGACUUUGUGUGGAGCACGUUGAAGACAUCGGAAUUCAUUACUACCAAACACUUCGAUGUUGGCGGGAGAAUUUCCUCAAUCGGACGAGCGAAAUAAAAAAUCUGGGGUUCGACGAGAAGUUCAUCAGGACGUGGGAAUAUUAUUUCGACUAUUGUGCAGCUGGCUUCAAAACUUGUACUCUUGGAGAUUAUCAGAUUGUAUUCAGUCGACCGGGAAAUGUUGCUGCAUUUGGUGAUCCAUACAAGAGUGUACCUUGUGCUUAUGUAUAGUGAGUGUUCUUUGUAGGGCAUUUUCUUACACUGUCAAUUUAUUAUUGGAAUAUUCAUUUAUUGCAAUCCCUGUAAUUUUACGUUAAAUAAAAAAACAUCGAGAUCUGUAAGAGAACUGAUAUCACGAGAAAAAUCGAAAUUUAAUAAAUUAAGACACGAUUCAGUUUGA
Molecule: messenger RNA, 2906 nt
Organism: Erythranthe guttata (spotted monkey flower)
Lineage: Eukaryota; Viridiplantae; Streptophyta; Magnoliopsida; Lamiales; Phrymaceae
Molecular function (GO): methyltransferase activity; oxidoreductase activity
Source: RefSeq, a predicted model, not a curated record